GAGAGCAAUAGGUUAGAAAGAAGGAAAUGUUUGGCUUCCUUUGUUUUUUGAAAUUAUUUGUGUAGAGUAAUUUGCUUGAUCUUCUUCCCUCGCAAGCAUCUUUGUUGUUGGUAUCAUGUGAAGAAAGGUUUAACAUUGUGGAAUACGUAGGUAGCGGUAUAGGUAUAGGUAUACGUAUGAGGCGAUGUACGUAGGAAUAUAUAUAUAGGGUUUGAGGAUGACGAAGAUUGAUUACGUGUUCAAGGUGGUUUUGAUCGGUGACUCCUCUGUUGGCAAAACGCAACUUCUUGCGCGUUUCGCCAGGAAUGAAUUCAGUGCCGAUUCUAAAGCAACAAUUGGUGUUGAAUUUCAGACCAAAACUCUCAUCAUUGAUACCAAGACCAUCAAGGCUCAGAUAUGGGAUACCGCUGGCCAAGAAAGGUACCGAGCAGUUACUAGUGCAUACUAUCGAGGUGCGCUUGGAGCAAUGAUAGUUUAUGACAUGGCUAAGAGACAAUCGUUCGAACACAUGGCUAAGUGGUUACAAGAACUGAGGGACCACGCUGACAAGAACAUUGUUGUGAUGCUUAUUGGAAACAAGUGUGAUCUUGCAGGACUCAGAGCGGUUCCAACUGAAGAUGCAGAGGAUUUUGCACACAGGGAGAACCUCUUCUUCAUGGAGACAUCAGCUCUUGAUUCCACUAAUGUUGAAACUUGCUUUAUCACCAUUCUAACUGAGAUAUACAAAAUUAAUGCCAAGAAACCACUUUCUGGUGCUGAUGAUCUCAAUGGUACUAGUCUCAGGGGAACCACCAUAAUUAUUAAUAACCAUGAUGAUGAUGCUGGAAAAGGUUGCUGUUUGUCCUAGCUUUUAUUUUCUUUCUUUCUCCCUUUAUGGGUGUUUAUACAGAUUGAGAUUGGUGACUAUCUCAUAAAUCAUAAUCAAGCAUUAACCAAAUUCAAACUGUGUAUUUAUUAGUCAUCCAUCACCUUCUUUGCUUUUCUCAAUUUAUAGGUUUAAAUUUGUUAACACUAAAGUUCCCACUUUUCCAUCACAUUGGUUAGACUGUGGUUGCAACAAGUUAGUAUCAGAGGGGUUCUAUUCUAUACACUCAUCAUGUUUCCUAAAGAGCUUUAUUUUUAACCACGAGACCUAAUGUACUAUCAGCUUAAUACACAAUUACACAUGCUACUGUCAGUUAAUUAACUUGUAACUAAUCACUUGCUAUAUCAGCAAAGUUUCUA
This is a messenger RNA of Arachis stenosperma, 1224 nucleotides long. Its product is annotated as ras-related protein RABA4d-like. The coding region runs from base 218 to 847 and encodes 209 amino acids. Gene Ontology annotation, cellular component: endosome. The record is from RefSeq and is a predicted model, not a curated record. The transcript is spliced from 2 exons. Lineage: Eukaryota; Viridiplantae; Streptophyta; Magnoliopsida; Fabales; Fabaceae. Gene Ontology annotation, molecular function: GTP binding; GTPase activity.